CGUUGCGAGGGCGCUCGGCGUCUGGGUAACGGCGUCUCAUUGCUCACCGAGAAGACGGUCACUCGACUAACGGGUUCAGCGUUAAUUGUAAUUGUAAAAGAAUUACUUACAAAAGAAUCGCGCGCACGAUCUUUCUAGGUGUAAUCACUGGAGACAUAUCUUCGCCAUGGAGUGGAGGUCAUAACAGCUGAUGCCAUGCCUGUUGGGGUGACGGCGGAGGGAGGUGAGGAGCACUCUCACACGACGCGCACGCGCAUCGAGGAUGUCCUCAAGUCAUACGCGGGCGGGCAAAUCUCGAGCGAGAAGAAAAGGAGAAAGAAGAAAGUGGCGGAGAGCGACGCUUUCGUCCUGGAAAGUCUACGUAGGAGUUUGGACCUGCAGAAGAGCAGCGAGAAUGAGGAGACCAUUCUCCACAACACCUACAACCAGGAGCAGCAGAGUCCACGUUUCAACAAGAACAAGCAGCGGGAGCGGGUUCCCACUGCCAAAAAAUCUAGCAAUGUCAUGGCCGAGGACAUAGAGGCCACAGACGCAAAGAUCAAAAAGAAGAAGAAAAAGAAACGGCAGUUGCCGUUGCUCCCUCCAGAUGAGGAUGACCCUGGAGGCUACACCACCAGCGAGGUCUUUACAAUAUCGGACAAAAUCAAGGAGGAUAAGCAGCAGCUGAUUCUAGAACCCAGCACACCCAGCGAUGACCAGCCCAAGAAGCCCAGAAAGAAAAGAGAAACGAUGACUCAGGGUGAAGAAGUUGUCACGAAGAUAAAAAUCAGGAAGGAGCCGACCCUGAACAACGAGACGAUAGAAGCAGACAGAACCAUGACCCUAGCUGACCUGGACAAUAGCCCCCUGCCAGCGGUUCGGAGGGCAAAGGUCAAGUCGAGGACGCCGUCCAGAGGAAGGGAGGUCCGCACGGCCGAGGGCUCUCCCGAACCACCGGUCCCUCGGCCACGGCGGAGCAGGGAGGGUCGCGAGAAGAGCAGAGCGGCCAUGAGUCCAGAUCGCCCUGACGAGGAGGUCGCACUCACCGAGGAGGGCGAGGAGACCGCGAGGCGACCGAAAGCCGCCAGGAGGACCAAGAAGAAGAACGCGAAAGCGGUGGCGGGCGGCAAGGAAGCCUCGUCAAUGGAGGUGGCUCAGGAGGCGGAGCGGAGAGAGGAGGACGAACAGGCGCUGGGCGUGUUCGUACACCGCACUGACCGCCUGGCCUCUGAUCCGCUGCUCGCAUGUGCGCUGGUGCGCGUGUACCUGGUGGACGCUGCCACGGGGCAACACGUGCGCAAGGAGGACUGCGAGCAACUUGCCGCAGCUCCCAGCCAGCCGGGCUCCUCCGACACGGAGCAUCCUCUGACCACGCAGCCAUGCGACGUGCGCACUCACCGCUCGUUGCUCCCUGAGUGGGAGGAGCAGCUGGUGUUCCCCCACCGUCUCGGCCCAUUCCUCCGCGUCGAGCCCGGAGCUGCGCGCGUGUUACUCUUCUUCGAGGUGGUGGAUCUUGUGAGCAUGGACGAAACUCAGACCAACUACUCCGCCCUCCAGACAGACAGCGGCGGCCGGCGGUGCCUGGCCUGGGCUUUCCUCAAGCUGGUCGGUGCCAACGGUGCGGUGAACGUGGGCGGAAAGAUGCGCCUGCAGUUGUUCUACCCGCCGGCUCGGUUUCGGCACGCGGCGGGCGUGUUGCCUGUGUACGAGUGGUACGCGAAGCACGCACGCUUGCGCUACCCGGCCACGAUCUACGUCACGGUCAAGGGACUCCGCCUGCCCUCGCAGCUGGAUCCAUCUGGACGCUCCGUGAUGGCGCUGCAGCAGGAGCAAGGCUCGCGAGCACCUGACGAGCCGGGCUCCGGUGCUGCGUCAUCGCCCGUGCGCGCCUCCCAGCGUCGUGAUGCUCUCAAGUGGAGCCGCCUGCCAGGACAGACCUGCUACAUCCCCAACAAGCUGGCACUGACGCUCAAGGCUGGCACAGCCGGCUGCUUCCGCGUGCGCUUCUCUCCGGACGGACGGGCGCUGGCGGCGGCGUGUGUGCACCGCGACAGCCAUCCUGUGUUCGUGUUUGAGGUGCCAUCGGGCCAGCUGUUGAUGGAGCUCCCGGGACAUCUGGGUCUCGUGUAUGACCUUUCCUGGUCGCAUGACAGCUCACACCUUCUCUCAUCGUCAUCGGAUGGCACUGCACGCCUGUGGAACGUGGAGGGCCGCGUGCGUGCGGCAGAGAAGGUGCUGCCUCACCCUUGCUUCACGUACGCGGGGCAGCUGCACCCGGGCGCCACCGCCGCGGUAGCCGUGACGGGCGCAUACGACGGCAUGCUUCGAGUCUGGGACGUGGGCGGCGCGACGGGCACGCGCGACGGCCGGCUCCUGCGCGAGUUGGACGGCCACCGAGGCUACGUCAACGCCGUGUGUUUCGACGCGGAUGGCCUGCAGAUGUUCAGCGGCGACAGCACAGGUGUUGUUCUUGUAUGGCGAACUUUUGUGAGUCAGACAGCGAACAGCGACCCCUUGCGCGACUGGGCAGUGACCAAGGAGAUCAAAGAGCCAGACCUCAAGGGGGUCCCCAUUAACCACCUAUGGGCUCAUCCCAAUGGGCGCAGGCUGCUUGUGCACGCCCGAGACAGCGCCCUGCGCCUCAUCGACGUCCGAGUGCAGGUGACCAGGAAGUUCACGGGGGCCUCGAAUCAGCGCGAGCGCGUGCACAGCUGCGUCAGCCCCUGCGGAACCUUCCUGCUAUCGGGCAGCGAGGAUGGCGUGGCUUACGUUUGGAACAUCGACACGGGAGACCAGGUGGCCAUGUACUCGGAGCUGGGCUACCAGGCUCCCGUGCGGGACGUGCACUUCCACCCGCACGAGCACAUGGUGGCGUUCUGCUGCCACGGGGACGCGCAGCCUGUUCUUGUCUUCGCCUACGACCACAAGGUGGCACAGACGGAGGCCCGCAGCUACCGGGACGUGCAGGAGCCCUCGUCGGCCGCACCGGGCCACCUGGCGGCGGGGAACUCGCGCGGCCCUCGGUGGCUCGGGUCCACGGGGCCAACGGGCCCCGCUUCGUGGACGGCCGUGGAGACGCUGGGACACGGGACCGGCGACGCGGCGGCCGCUGCCGCGUCGCUCUUCCCUUCGCGGCUGCAGAGCGUCCGCCGAAAACUCGACUCGGUGCUCGCGGACUCUUUGAAGCCAGGAGCAACAACAGCGGAUUACGACACCGAACGAACAGUUGGCUCGUCAUUGGCGUGGAACAGCCCAGUCCCUUUCUCCGGUGGGGAUCACAUUGCCCAGGGUGGUGGCCAGGGACCUCGGGGUCACGCGGCGUCGCUCGCGCCAUCGCUGCUGUCCCCACACUCGUGGACGCCGGCAUCUGCGUCGCUCGCCUCCCGCAUGAUGCCCAACCCCGCGCACCAGCCAGGUGGCCUCUUCAGCCCAGUGGGGCGCGUGGGGCGGCCCCCGUCCCUGCGGCUGCAUAUGGAUUAAACAGGGCAGCCGCUGGAUUCGAACCGUGAACCUCUGCAAACAAGCGACGGACUCGCUACCGCUAGGCCAUGUCGCCUGACAGAAAGCUGACGUUAAGCGGAGUCCCUAUUUGCUCGAGGCGAUCAGGUGACUCGUGGGUGCAAAUGCUGACCCGCCCAUACUGUGAAAAAGAGCUUCAUAGCUCAUCGGAUUCCUCGAGUCUCUAAAUAAAGAUUAUAAUUCUGACAAUGCCAUGUCAGAGCACAGAGCCGCUACUGCUGAGAACUUGAGUUUCAAUCUGUCUGUCAGCCACCCACGUUUAACCUGGAUUCUGAUGUUUAAAUCUUAGUUACCGAUGGCCGUACAAAAAACACAUUAAAUAAAGCGUUUUCAUAUAAUUUUGGUUAUUCCUGGUGUGAGAAUUUGUUUUAUAUCAAAAUGUGAUUUACAUGUGACAAACAGGUUGUGUUCCCUGGUGUGCACAGAGAGGCUUAUUGAAGAGACUCAGAAGUGGUGUUGUGAUAUCUUCUUGUAUAAUGCGGCUGAAACUGCAUUGAAUUAAUAAUAUUACACCGAUAGCCACAUUUUGUAUAUCAGGGAGAGAAAAAAAGCCAAUAAUAUGAAGGCUAAAAAAAUUAUUUUCUCAGAAAGCCAGCUAAAAAGCCAUAUGUUUACCUGUGUUAAUGUCUAGGCACAGGUGUAUCAACAAUUCACUUUACCUUGCACUUCGCAGAUAUAGAUUGUUAGGACUUAUUUGGAGGACAUAGUCGAACUUCAAUAAUAAGCACUCAUUGCUCUUUUCUCGUCGAUUAUUGUGGCAUCCAGAUAGGUCCUAAUCUUCUCGGUCAUGGAAUUACAGCAUGGGACACAGAAUUUAACACAGACAUGUAUAAGCGUAUAGCCGUAACAGACUUUUUGGAGCAAGCGUUGUUCGUCAGUCCGGCAUGGCACACAACAUGGUGAAUGGGUAACACAGGCUACCUAUGUCGCCCCCAAAUUCUGGUAUUUACAUACCGCCACAAGGUACUCAUUUAAGGCUGAGGUGACCUAGGGGAGGCCCAGGACCGAUUCAUAUAUUCAUCACUGAUAUUGGUUAGGAGCGGGAAUCAAACUCAGGUGGCUGGGUUUGGAGUGCGUUAACCCACUACACUACUGCUCUCCACAUACACGAAAAAGACAGAGAUUCCCCGCAUAGCCUUUUACUUUUGGAGCAACUGCUGUUAGGGAACACCUACGAAGGCCGGCACGGCAUGCGAUGGGUGGGUGUCCAGCACCACGCCCGACCGCCUUUGUCUCCCCAGUGGUGAUGACUACACACCGCAGCAGGUACUCAUCUGAGGCUGAGUCGACCUAGGGAUGUCCCAGAACCGGUUCAUAUAGCCCGUCGCUGGUGAUGACCAUGAGCGGGAAUCGAACACGGGUCGCUGAUUUUUUUUUGCAGCAAUGCACACACACACACACUCGCGACACUCUGUCAGAAGUGCAGCUUGAACGGUGCGAGUUCCCGUGUAAGUGCUACUCGCGCAAAGGCGAAGCUGGCAGUCGAGCAGCGGCAGAACGCGUCGUUGUAACGCGCGCGCGACCCGCCUCGAUUGGGGUGGUCAGGUCGACUUGCUGCCAAGGACCUUUAAGUUUCCCAAGGAUGCGCCUGGCGGGCGCUCGGUGCCUGGGUCAAGAAGCAGGGUUGCUGCUUUAUUUGCAGAGAGUAUCACAGAGGCGUGCCAGCAGCCACAUCCGUUCCCAUCUGCGUGCUGCUUUCUGUCCAUAAUACAGGUUUUUUGGCUUUCUGUCGUUGGGAGGCCUGUCCUUGUACCACAGCUUUCACUCUUCCUGACCCGCUUGACCUGUUGAUUCGGAAUUUAUAUUCCCGUCGCCGCUUUUUCAAUUUAUUUGGUUUCUUUUAUAUUAUUUUGGUUCGAGUGUUCGGUCCUCCAAGGACCGUGUUUUAAUGGUCACGUGCACAAAGAGGAACACAGUUAUGUGUAUGUUAUCAUUUGUUCGCCACAAUUGAAACUGAAAAUGUUAUCAGAACUUCAUGAAAAUAGUUAUCAUUCUCACAUUUUUAUAACAUUGCACGUAAUAUGAUAUGCAAGAUGUAUUUCUCGAUUUACUUAUGCGCAAUGUCAAUUUACAUACAGAUAACCACAUUAUUUUCAUAUUAAUGAUUACUCAGUUUAUCCUGUCCAACUUAAUUUACAUAUAUAUAUAAUUUACUCUGUGCUAGCCAUAGAUGGUCACCACUGCGGAUAUGGCACAAUGAGAUUUGCCCGUGAGAAUUCGCCAGAUGGGUUAUGGCAUCAAAAGACGAUGUGUGGUGGCACUGAUGUGGGGAGGCCUUCAUCCAGCAGUUGAUUGAUCAUGGCUGUUGAUGAUGAUACAAGCUACCCAAAUCAUAUGCCGGUAUGAUGAAACAAGAGGCUAAUUAAGAAUGGUUUCAGGGUUGUAUUACUGUCAUUGACAGGAUAGAAUCUGGAUUCUUCAGCCCACUGACCCUAAUGUGUACAAUGCCUAACGCUAUCACAUGCAUCACUUUGAUGCUGGGCUUUGCGUCAACAGUUUCAAUGCAUUAUGGCCCAGUGUAGACAACACCUGGUAUUGGUCUAUAGCACUAAAUUGUCAAUUUCUUGAGUAAUUCGCACAAUGCUUCCGAAAGCGUCAUUUACACCCGGUGACAGCCCAUUGAGGCGUGAUGUUCCUCUUGCAAGGGAGACCUGAGGAUACAAACAAAUGUAACCUACAUGCACCUGCCUACUUUACACACAAACUAACACUUCCUUAAUGUGCAGGUGAUGAGGAAUAGAGCUGCCUGAUGGGGUUGCGGUGGCCUCUUGAGGCCGAGAUUAUUGAUGGAGUACCCCACGUGAUCAAU
Messenger RNA from Lethenteron reissneri (Far Eastern brook lamprey), 6307 nucleotides. RefSeq names its product Abelson helper integration site 1 (gene AHI1). NCBI's taxonomy places the organism in Eukaryota, Metazoa, Chordata, Hyperoartia, Petromyzontiformes, Petromyzontidae. The record is from RefSeq and is a predicted model, not a curated record. Gene Ontology annotation, molecular function: protein binding. Gene Ontology annotation, cellular component: ciliary basal body. Gene Ontology annotation, biological process: motile cilium assembly.